Molecule: messenger RNA, 2594 nt
Organism: Corapipo altera (White-ruffed manakin)
Lineage: Eukaryota; Metazoa; Chordata; Aves; Passeriformes; Pipridae
Gene: BAG4
Product: BCL2 associated athanogene 4
Exons: 3
Coding region: 756-1730 (324 amino acids)
Biological process (GO): protein stabilization
Cellular component (GO): cytosol; cytoplasm; membrane
Molecular function (GO): protein-folding chaperone binding; adenyl-nucleotide exchange factor activity
Source: RefSeq, a predicted model, not a curated record
GAGCCCCUGGAUGGGCAUUCCCGGGUCCCUUACUGAGCUUCUCUCAGCGAGAGCUUUUUUGGGGCCGCUGUGCAGAUUCUGUGCGAAGGGAAAGGCUUUGCCCUCCCAGAGCGGGGUGAGCUCCCCAGACACGGCUGUGGUUUGGUUUGUCCUGUGGGACGUGCAGGUCUGGUCCGGCUCUUCCAUAAAUCCUGGCACACAGGUUGUGCAGUCUCUGCUGCCUGAAGCAGCUCGGGGGCAAAACGCUGCUUUGCCCAAAGCUACAGGGAGUCAUCCCUGAGCUCCUGAAAUCCUGUGCUUAGUCGUCCUCUCUGUGGUUGAGUGGAAGCUCACGUUCCACAGACACAUUACUGGGAUGGAUCCAGGUAAAUCCCGACACAUCCUGGGUGUGCAGACCUUCCAUACACAGGUUCUCAGACCCACACGAGCUGUGGGCUCAGGGAGCUGCACUCCUGCUCCUCAGGGCUGGGGCUGCUGCAGCUCCUCUGUUUGCAUCGUGUCUGUGAGAGAAUGAGCAGGGAGACGGACUUUCCUGGAGUGUUUUCCACCCUCUGGUCAGUGAUGCAGUGCUGGGGUUGAAGCUCCCAGGAGCUGCUCCCUGUGAGGGGCUGCAGCCUGAGCUCAGUGUUAGAUCUGGCAUGGCCAGGUUAGACCAGGAGAACCUAAAACUGGGUGAGAUCAGCCCGGGGCCGAAGGAACCCCCUGGUUAAACGCUGCAGGAAGGGCCAGUCCCCGUUCCCAGAGCCCCUCUGCCCAUGUCCGUGUCCCCUCACCUUUCCUCUGCUCUCCAGGCGAUGGAUUCUCCCUAUGCCAACGGAGCCUACAGCCCCCCGUACCCGCACUACCCCAGCCUGCCCCAGGCACGGGGGUUCUACUGCUCGGGGCCCCCCCGGACCCCCUACCCCCCGGAGCCCACGGGCCUGUACCGGCCUCCAUCGCCCGCUCCCGCCUGGAGCUACGUGUCCCCGGAGUGUCCCGCCGAGGGCUCCGCGCUCCGGAGGCAGCAGGUCCCUGGCUACUCCCCACCACAGACCCCGGGAAUGCCGAUCCCGCAGUAUCCAUACGGAGACAGCAGUGCAGGGGUCACGGCCCAGGGGCCUGUGCCACAGCCCAGAGCCCCAGAGGACACGUGGGGCCCCCCCUCAGUGUAUGGGGUGCAGCCACGUUACGCCUGGCCCACGGCCCCGGGGCACGGGAACCUGUACGUGUCCGACUCACACCCGUCCUGGACCAACAGUGGGGCUCCUUCCCAACCUCCAGCCUGGGACUCACAGGACUCUGCCUACGACAGACCCGAGCAGAGCCCGAGCCAGCACAGCUACUACUCCGAGGUGAACCAGCAGCCCUCGGGGCCGGCGGGGGAGCCCAGGCUGGCCCAGCCCCGGGUGCAGUACAGUGCCCAGCCCCAGCUGUACGACCUCACCCCGCGCCGGCCCCCGAGCAGGGAGCCCGGAGCCAAACCUGCCGACCCACCUCCUGCAAAUCCCACAGCCAUCCAGAGGAUCCUCCACGUCAUGGGGCAGGCUGAGCAGCUGGAGGAAGAGGUGGAUGAGUUUGUAGGGAAAAAGACAGAUAAAUCCUACCGGCUCCUGGAGGAGAUGUUGACCAAGCUGCUGCUGGAGCUGGAUUCCAUCGAGACUGGGGGCCAGGACAGUGUCCGGCAGGCCAGGAAAGAGUCCGUCCACAGAAUUCAGGCCAUACUGGAGAAACUGGAAAGAAAGGGAUUGUGAAAGCACAUCAGCCACAACACACGGCCUGUUGUUGAGGUUCCAAAGAGUUUCAGUUCUCUUAAAUCUCAGCUCUUUCUGCUACGCACUACUGACAAUGGAAAAUAGCAAUAAGCCCUGAGUUAACAAUCAAAACAAACCCAUGAAAAAGCCACCCCAGAAGCCCAGCCCUGACAGACAACUUGGCAAAGGACAAAUUGAGAGAGGUUUGAAGAAGCAAACAUCAUUAAUGAAGAUGUUGAAGAGGACUGGGCUGAGGAUGAAGCCCUGUGGGGCUGUGUACAGAAUUCCCCAGACCAGGCCCAAUCUCUGGGUGCCUCCUGCAGCCACAGACGGUCUUUAAACACUUGCCAGAUGUGCUGCAACGUGCAGCCACCAACCAAGACUCAGGGCUUGUCCUCACUGCCUGUGUUUUCAGCUUCAGCUCCCUCACCAUAAAGCCCGUGUGUCCUCGUGGGGGUUGUUUGGCUUUAGUGCACUCAAGGAGUGACACUGAAGUGCUGGAGGGGGGCACUGUGCUGGCACAUCACGUCGGGCUGUUCCUCCUCUGAGGUGAGAAGCCAGUCUGGGGUGUCCCUGUGGACUUAGGAACACAGACUGGAAAUCCCAGUUCUGCCACUGGAAAGGAGAGGUGCAGGCAGAGGAAUGAUGUCAGAACAGAUGCAGGGGGUUUGGAAUUGAUUUCCAGGUCACUUGGGUAAAAAUUCCGUUUAAUGUCCCUCUCAUCCUGUGAGUUUCGUGUCCCACUGCACAGCAGGGAGGGAACAGCUCAGCCUGUUUCAGCCUCCUGGUUACAACGUGCUCAGUGACUCAUUGCCGUGUGUGACACUUAAUAAACCCUGACAAGUUUUAAAUGUUAUUUUGUAA